Xenia sp. Carnegie-2017 is the source of this 619-nucleotide messenger RNA. Its product is annotated as histone H4. Gene Ontology annotation, biological process: nucleosome assembly. The transcript has a single exon. Bases 88 to 399 code for a protein of 103 amino acids. Gene Ontology annotation, cellular component: nucleosome. The record is from RefSeq and is a predicted model, not a curated record. Lineage: Eukaryota; Metazoa; Cnidaria; Anthozoa; Malacalcyonacea; Xeniidae. Gene Ontology annotation, molecular function: DNA binding; protein heterodimerization activity; structural constituent of chromatin.
GAACGCUAAAUGAUUACUAAUCAAAAUUGUUGAUAUCUACUUUGCGAGUAUUUCUAGUCAUUUGGAAGAAGUUAAUUUCUAGAGAAUAUGUCUGGACGUGGUAAAGGAGGAAAAGGUCUUGGAAAAGGAGGUGCAAAGCGUCAUCGUAAAAUUUUACGUGAUAACAUCCAGGGUAUCACAAAACCCGCCAUUCGUCGUCUAGCUCGUCGUGGCGGUGUAAAACGUAUCUCUGGUUUGAUUUACGAAGAAACUCGUGGCGUUUUGAAAGUUUUCCUCGAGAAUGUCAUUCGCGAUGCAGUUACCUAUACAGAGCACGCCAAGAGAAAGACAGUCACUGCUAUGGACGUUGUCUACGCGUUGAAACGACAAGGACGUACUCUAUACGGUUUUGGCGGUUAAAUUUUACUGUGCAGAGCAAGAAAGUAACACAAAAACCCGGCUCUUUUAAGAGCCAACAUAUUCGCAAAAGAAGUAACGCUUUCUAUACUGUUCUCAAUCGUUAAAAAUGUUUGAUAAGACAUCUUGAGUAUCAUUACUUUUAUAAUUUAUUAGUUUCUUCAUGUUGAAGGCAAUGUAAAAACACUAACAUUGAUACAUCAAAUAUAAAGACGAACAACGA